AUGUGGCUCAGAGACCCAGGCUUACGAAAACUAAACUUUUUGAUAUUUCUCAUGUUUUCAACUGGGGCUUCGACUGGUUAUGUUGGAAGCCUCAUCAAUGGUCUACAGGUUUUGCCAUUUUUUACUAUCUUCACGCAAAAUCUCAGCCCUUCCACUAUCGGGCUCAUGAUCGCCUCAGGAGCGAUUGGGUCUUUUGUCUCUUAUAUACCGGCAUCAUAUAUUGCUGAUACUCUUGGUCGGAAGAAAUGUGUGGGGAUUGGAUCGACGAUUGUCAUCAUAACAUCGCUAUUCCAAGGCGUUUUCCCAAACCGCUGGGUUUUCAUGAGCACAAGAUUGGUUGCAGGGAUUGGAAGUGGAAUAGCUGCUGCCGCUGCCCCCUUGCUUGUCACGGAAAUCGCGCAUCCGCACACGCGACAAUCGGCCACGGCUAUUUACAACACUACUUGGUGCAUGGGUUCAAUUACAUCGGCUGUUGUGACCAUUCUGACGUUGAACAUAGCGAGCAGUUGGUCUUGGAGGUUACCUUGCCUUUUGCAAAUGGUAUACCCCAGCCUCCAGAUUAUAAGCCUUAUGUUUGUCCCAGAAAGCCCUAGGUGGCUUGUAUCGGCGGGCAGAAAGUCCGAAGCCCUUUGCAUUCUGCGGAAGUAUCAUUCGAAUGGCAACGAACAUGACGAGAUUGUUCAAAAGGAGUUCGACCAGAUAUGCUCGCUUAUUCCAUUGAACUCCAAAUCAGCCACGCAUGGAUGGAAAAAGUUCUUUUCUUGUCGUGGGAGUAUGCAUAUGUUAGGCAUCUGUAUUAUGGUUGGUUUUAUGCAGGAAUGGGCGGGCAAUGGGGUCAUCUCCUACUAUCUAGCACCAAUCCUUACAUCUGUCGGUGUUACAAAAGUCCGCGACCAGGCCGUGGUAAAUAUUGGCAUGCAGAUAUGGAAUCUGAUUGUCUCUGCUCUUGGUGGGCUAGCAUCAGAGAAAUAUGGCCGUAGAACUCUAUGGCUACUCUCUACUAUGUUGAUGAUACUUUUUCUAGCCUUGGUCACGAUAGUAACGGGGCUUUACAAAGAGCAAGGCUUGUCCGCAGCUGGAGUUGCUGCUGUGCCGUUACUAUUUCUCUUUUUUGGUGCCUUUGAUAUCGCUUAUGGUUCUCUCUUCAUCGCAUAUCCCGUUGAAAUCCUUCCAUUCCAUCUUCGCGCAAAAGGUCUGGCUACCACACUUUUAUCAGAUUCGGUUGCUGCAUUUUCCAACCAAUAUGUGAAUCCGGUCGCAUUUUCUAGUAUUGGUUGGAAGUACUACUGUGUUUUUCUUGGGUGUCUGUCAUUUUUCCUUCUUAUUAUCUAUUUCUUCUUUCCAGAAACAAAAGGCAAAUCAUUGGAGGAGAUUUCGGAAUCUUUCAUGUCGAAGCACCAGGCAGACACAUCAUCGGAAAAGCAACAGCCCGAGAAAUGUUAA
This is a messenger RNA of Penicillium macrosclerotiorum, 1443 nucleotides long. RefSeq lists its product as uncharacterized. The transcript is spliced from 3 exons. Gene Ontology annotation, cellular component: membrane. The record is from RefSeq and is a predicted model, not a curated record. Gene Ontology annotation, biological process: carbohydrate transport; transmembrane transport. Lineage: Eukaryota; Fungi; Ascomycota; Eurotiomycetes; Eurotiales; Aspergillaceae. The coding region runs from base 1 to 1443 and encodes 480 amino acids. Gene Ontology annotation, molecular function: carbohydrate:proton symporter activity.